CUGGGCCGGGAGGGAGGGCGCUGAGGUGGGGUCCUGAGGGCCUCGGGGGCGUCGAGGCCGCACCGGGAGCCCCGGAUCCCGGUCUCGGGGCCUCUCCUGGGGCUUCUGCCCCGGCCCCAUCGACCCUUGGAGGCUGUGGGUGAAGCCUCCCAGCCCCCAGGGGGGCUCUUGUGGCCGGUGGCCUCACCACCCCCCCUCAGGUGUCCACCACUGUUGGUAACGAGGGGAAUUACCCACAUAAUCACUGCCCAGAGUGACCGAAAUAGUUAAUUAAGGGAAUUACCCAAUUAGUUAGUGCCGGGAAUUACCCAAUUCCUUAAUUUUUGGAAUUCGGGGGGUGGAUGGCUAGGAUGGGGUCCCAGGCGGUACCCAGGUUUUACAGCUCCGAGCCCCUCUUCGGCGGGGUGGCCCCCGAGGUGAUGGAGGCCUCGCUGCUGCGCCUGGCCGCGGAGAACGAGCGGUACCUCAGUGAGCUGCCCGGCCAGGCCGGCUGCUGCAAGGAUUGCAGGACCGUGGAAUUCAUCUUCCUUUUGGCUGAAAAAUGGCACUUGGACCAUUCGGCAAGGUAUCAGGCAGUAGAGUUGCUCGAAAGGUUUAUGAUCAAGCAAGUAGAGCAAGUCUGUAAGUCCCCCACUGAGAACAUGGAAGGUACCAAAGGAGGCAGCAGUCGGAGCUCUCUGAAAGAACAGAUUUAUGACACAUUUGUCCUGCGACUGGUGUCGUGCAUUCAGCUUGCAAGCAAACUUUCCUUGCACUAUAACAUAGUUAACAGCAACACAGCUUUAAAAUUCCUGCAAUCCUUAAAAUACUCAUACACCAAACAGGAGCUGCUCGAGUCAGAGCUUGCUGUUUUAGAAACUCUGCAGUUCCAGAUCAAUGUGUCAACUCCUCUGGCUUACAUCGAGUUGCUUCUUGAGGUUUUAGGACAUAACGGCUGCUUACUUCCUGCAAAGCCCUUGCAUCAGAUGUGUGUGCAGCUACUAGACUUCUUGUAUCUUGAAAGAGAGGCCAUCUACAACACGUUACUGAAGACUGCCAUCGAAAAUUCGACACCAAGUGAACUGCAGGUAGCCAAGUUUUUGGCAGUAAAGGAAGAUUUCAUGCUCUUGGCAGUUGGAAUCAUCAGCACAAGCGCUUUUGUACUAAAUCCCGAGCACUGGAAGCAGGUUGUGGAGCAUUUAAACUGCAUUACGGGCAUCACUUCACAAAGCAUCUUAGAAUUUUCGUAUGCGGUACUGAAACACGUCCUUGGCAGCACCACGCCAAAGCAGCAGCGGAGGAAAUAAAGCUCCAAAAAAUGGAAUCCAUCCAUCCAUCAUCUGCGACACCGCGCAGGGCACCCCAAACAGUAGGCUUGUUCUUCUGAUUCUGAGCACGGCGUGUUCUGUAACUUGUUGUGUGCUGUUUUAAUUAGAGAAGCUCGUUAUUUUAGGCUGUGCUCUAGCGCUGGGAAGGUAACAGACAAAGCAGUGCUUAUGUUUUCCAGCGCCAAAAGCUUUUUAUUAGUAGAGCUGCGUUGUUUAAGUUGUGAUUAUGCUUUCCUUGAAGAAACAGAAAACUUAUUCUAAGAGCAUUGUUUUGAAAAGGCCUCAACGUGAGCGUUAUUCUGCUGGGAAAUCCCAGCCCAGCCCUUACAGACAGGGCUGCCGUUUGUGUUUGCUGCUGUUUUAAAACCUAAUUCUUUCUGCCAGGCUGCUUGUUAAGGUUCCUCUUUGCCAGCGCUCCGAAGCCUGGUUGUUCUUACCUCCAUCGAGCUAGCCAGCGUUGUGGCACCAAAAUCCCCCCCAUUUUGUUCUGGCAGCAGGGGCCUGUUCAGCACGGUUGUCUGAGCACUAAGGGGGGCUUAGGUUCCAGCUGAAAGCACUGAGGCUGGAAUUGUGUUUUAUUGGGACAUUUUUCCGUGUGCCCCUGUGCAGGACCAGGCUCCAGCCAGUGUCAGGCCCUCGUGGCAAAAAGAAGCGCUGAUACGACUUAAAAAAUACUUUAUUUCAAGCUGCAGUGACCAAACAGACCUUCAGGGUUUUUCCACGUUAUUCCCUGCAUUGGAAACUUUCCUUUUCUAACCCCCACGUUCUAUUAGGCUGUACCAGAGCCCUCCCCACAGCGCUGGCAGUUUGAACCUUGACAAUAACUUAUAUACAUCUCUCUAACCCCCCAAACACCACUUUAGCAUCUAUUUAACAGCUGAUUAUUAUUAUUUUUUUAAUUCAGUUCAGCUCCGUGAUAGAACUUUACAUAUUGCUUUUCUAUAUACUACUCCUCAUAACGGUAUUUUAAAUAAAGUGUCUUGUGGA
Molecule: messenger RNA, 2294 nt
Organism: Anas platyrhynchos (mallard)
Lineage: Eukaryota; Metazoa; Chordata; Aves; Anseriformes; Anatidae
Gene: CNTD1
Product: cyclin N-terminal domain containing 1
Biological process (GO): reciprocal meiotic recombination
Cellular component (GO): site of double-strand break
Source: RefSeq, a predicted model, not a curated record